Struthio camelus australis is the source of this 1829-nucleotide messenger RNA. Lineage: Eukaryota; Metazoa; Chordata; Aves; Struthioniformes; Struthionidae. The record is from RefSeq and is a predicted model, not a curated record.
GAGCAGGGAAGCAGGAGGGCAAUGCCCGUGGCGGUGGCUUCCUGUGGUGCACGAACUAUGGGAGCCCUCAGGCUGCAACCGCAGGAAAACAAUGAUCAGGAGAAAAUCUGGAAGACUUAAGCUGCUCCGGUGAAUAGGAAGAUUUAAAAAAUUUUACAUCUGAAGCAUCUCUGUCCCUUUUUUGAAUGGAUGAAUUCUAAGCAUGGAACUAUUAGUGACUUAAAGCAGCAACUUCUUCUUUCACUGUGCAGCUUGGAGGGGAAAAUGAAUUUCACAAAUUGCACCACUGAAGCCAACGUGGCUGCAAAGCCAAAAACAGUAACUGAGAAGAUGCUUGUUACCCUGACCUUGGCCACAAUCACAACCCUGACUAUGCUGCUGAAUUCUGCGGUGAUUGCAGCAAUCUGCACAACCAAGAAGCUCCACCAGCCGGCAAAUUAUUUAAUAUGUUCACUAGCUGUAACAGAUUUGCUUGUUGCUGUUCUCGUCAUGCCCUUGAGUAUCACUUACAUAAUGAUAGAUAAAUGGACUCUGGGAUACUUCAUCUGUGAGAUCUGGCUCAGUGUUGACAUGACCUGCUGCACGUGUUCAAUUCUUCAUCUUUGUGUCAUUGCUCUAGAUAGGUACUGGGCAAUCACAGAUGCUAUUGAAUAUGCCAGAAAAAGAACGGCAAAAAGGGCUGGGCUGAUGAUAGUCACUGUGUGGACUAUCUCUGUCUUCAUAUCAAUGCCCCCUUUGUUUUGGAGAAAUCACCACAGUGUAAAUAUUCCCAGUGAAUGUCGCAUUCAACACGAUCAUGUCAUCUACACUAUUUAUUCCACAUUUGGGGCAUUUUACAUACCCUUGACUUUGAUCCUGAUCCUGUACUACAGAAUCUACCAUGCUGCAAAGAGCCUUUACCAAAAACGGGGUUCAAGCCGCCACCUUAGCAACAGGAGCACCGACAGCCAAAACUCUUUUGCCAGCUGCAAGCUCACACAGACCUUCUGCGUCUCAGACUUCUCCACGUCCGAUCCAACCAUGGAAUUCGAUAAAAUCAACGCAUCCGUGAGGAUCCCUCCUUUCGAAAAUGACCUGGACCUGGCUGGUGACCGGCAGCAGAUUUCUACGACACGGGAACGAAAGGCUGCUCGCAUUCUGGGACUGAUUUUAGGUGCUUUCAUUUUGUCUUGGUUGCCAUUUUUCAUUAAGGAGUUGCUUGUGGGCCUUCAUAUUUGCGCUGUCUCUCCAGAGGUAGCUGACUUCCUGACCUGGCUUGGAUAUGUCAACUCCCUUAUCAACCCUUUGCUAUACACUAGCUUUAAUGAAGAUUUCAAGCUAGCCUUUAAAAAGCUCAUCAGGUGUCGAGAACAUACUUAGAAGUACUGGGAGAUGAUGAUGGCAUGACUCCUGGCCUUAAGAAUGAGUAAAACAAUUUGACUCUGUCAUCAUUUUGCUUGAUAAAGGGGAUUUUUGUGUUUGUCCAUUUGCUUGACUUCUCUUUAGCCUAUAAUUCAUUCUGCUGUUUUUAACCUCUGGUGUUAUUCAUCAUGAAGAGUUUGGAAUAAAUUUUAUUCUGCAAAGGCACAGAUUUUUUAGCAAGAAAACAAAAAAGGAACUAUUAAGUAUUCUUCUUUAAGGCAUUUUGUGUAAUCAAGGAUUCAAGAAAGAAAACAAUAUCCACAUUUUGUUUAUAUGUCUUUCAAUUAAGAAUCAAAUGCCUAAUUUAACAUGCACUACAGUAAUAUAAAGGUUUAUAAACUGAAUCCCAUAAAUACUUAUUCAAAAAUUAAUAAGGACUUCAUGGUCAUGACAGCUAAACAGUAAAUCUUUACUGUAGCAUUCUAAGA